Anopheles coustani is the source of this 3702-nucleotide messenger RNA. Its product is annotated as protein artichoke-like. Gene Ontology annotation, cellular component: extracellular matrix. Lineage: Eukaryota; Metazoa; Arthropoda; Insecta; Diptera; Culicidae. Bases 1 to 3702 code for a protein of 1233 amino acids. Gene Ontology annotation, molecular function: protein binding. The transcript is spliced from 2 exons. The record is from RefSeq and is a predicted model, not a curated record.
AUGACGAUCCUCCCGGUACUGAGCAAAGGUCAGUUCAUUGAAUACAUGCAUCUAUCCACCAGGAGCGCGUUUACAGCAUGGCCAGUGCUACUGCUGCUGGCGGUGUUGCCCUCGAGCUACGCUCUCCCCGGACAGGCCACCUUCAACUGCCACCUGCGUGGCCGCGAGUGUAAGCUGUGGAACAUCUACUUGGACACCCCGGAAGAGGUGUCCGAGGCGAUCAUCAGCACCGGCGGUGGCGGUUCGUUCGUCGAGGUGGAGAUAGCGUACUCCUCGCUGCCGACCAUCCCCCAGUCGCUGUUCGCGGACAACGAGAAUGUGAUCUCGCUCAAGAUGGAGGACUGCGACGUGGAGCAGCUCGAGAGCCAGACGUUCGACGAUGCGAGCGAGCUGAAGUAUUUGCAGCUGCAGAAGAACCACCUGACCGUACUGCACGAGGAUGGGUUCGUGAGGGCGUCGAAGCUGGUGCGCCUCAAUCUGGGAAGCAAUCGGAUCGUGACGGUCGCGGAGCAUGCCUUCCGAGGGCUGGACAAUCUGGAGACGUUGCGUUUGUCGAAGAACAAGAUCGUCCAGUUUCCGGGGAAGGUGUUUGCCGGUUUGCACCAGCUGACUGAGCUCAACCUCGACCAUAAUCACGCCGAGGAGCUACCGGAUCGGUUGUUUGAAGAGCUGGGUCAGCUGCGGGAGCUGUACCUGGAUCACAACUAUCUCUCCGGGCUCUCGCGGAACACCUUCACCGGACUGUCCGGGCUAAGGAAGCUGAUUCUCAAAGAGAACGAGCUGACUUCAAUCGAUCCACUUGCCUUCAGCCCGCUGACAACGCUGACUGAGCUGGUUUUGGAAGGGAACAAUCUGAAACUGCUCUCCCCGAACACGUUUCUUCCGCUGACCUCUCUGCGGGAGCUCGUACUUACUGAAAACUACAUCGAACGGCUAGAUGAUACGCUGUUCGCUGGCAACACUUACCUCGAGAUAUUGAAGCUGAACAACAACUCGCUCGAGGAACUGCAGCCGGCCGUGCUGGCUAGCUUGCGGAACCUGGAAGACUUGGCGUUGCAGCACAACGAAAUCCGUGCGCUCGAUAGGAAUCUGUUCAAGCACACUAACAGCUUACGGUCGCUCCAGCUCGAGGGGAAUGUCAUUCAGAAGAUCGCUCCGGGCACGUUUGACGGACUGAGGCGCUUGGAGGUGUUAGAUCUGGAGGACAACAGUCUAUCGACGCUUGAUGGGGGGCUCUUUGUAGGGUUAUCGUCGCUGGAGAAGUUGUACAUUAACGAAAACCAGAUCGAAGAGUUGAAAGCCGGCACGCUGAAAGGAGCGGAUCGGCUGCGGAAGCUCGAGCUGGAGCAGAAUGUCAUCCGGCGUAUCGAUGAACGGUUCCUGGACGAUACGACCCAGCUGCGCACGCUGUCGCUGGAUGAGAAUCUUAUCGAGGAGAUCCCAGCACGACUGUUUGCCGAGCAGAAGAGCCUAAAGGAGAUUUCGUUGGAAAACAACAACAUCAAGCAGCUACCGGAAGGGGUGUUUGCGUCGAUUUCUACCUGCCUCGAGGAGCUGUACCUAGCGGACAACGAUCUCGAGGAGCUCUCACCGGGCGUUCUCGAUCUACCGCGGCUGGAGCUGCUCGACGUAUCGGACAACAGGUUCCGCGAGCUUCCGGACGCGAUGUUCAGCAAGGCAAAGCAACUGCACGAGCUGUACCUGGACGGCAACAUGAUCGACGACAUACCGGAUGCUCUCCGUUCGCUUAUGCGUCUCUCGACACUCUCGCUCACGAGAAAUAGACUGCGCGACAUCGAUCCACAGAGCUGGAGCAUGAUGCAGCGGCUGAAGGAGUUGUACCUAUCGGAGAACUUCAUCGAAGCGCUGACGCCACAGAGCUUCGAGCGGCUGGAGUCGCUGAAGGAGCUCGACCUGGACCGGAACCAUCUGCACACCGUACCCGCCAACACGUUCGUGCGCAAUGGCAAUCUGGAAAAGUUGAACCUCUCCAGCAACCACCUGGAAGGACCGUUGGCGAACAGCUUCGCCGGUCUUUGGAAGCUCAAAGAGUUGCACCUUUCGGACAACCCACUUCGCACGAUGGAGGCCAACAGCUUCCGGGAUCUGCGAAAGGUAGAAAAACUGUCGCUCGAAAACUCGAGCCUGGCAGAUCUGAGUGGCAGCCCGUUCUACGGAAUGUCAUCGUUGGAGAAGCUCGAUCUGGACGAGAAUCGGGUGCAGCGACUGGAGGGUUCAUCAUUGCGAGGGCUGGAGAUGCUCGAGAAGCUUCACAUACACCACAACCCCGUGUCACGCAUUGAUGACAACACGUUCAAGCAUCUGGGCAACUUGAAGGUGAUCUCGAUCGGCCCGGGAACGAUCGACUUCUCCGAGGAUCUGCUACAGAACAACCAACGCUUGAAGGAGCUCUACCUGUUCGACUGUUUAGCCGGACCACUGCCGGGAAGGUUUUUCCACUUCAACAAGAAGCUGAAAACGCUUGCCAUUGCCAGCAAUGACAAGUUGGGUGGUUUGAACAAGCAGUGGUUUAAGGAUCUGUCCAACCUACAAACGUUGAUACUGACAAAGAACGGCCUCAAGCACUUCGAGAAGGGAAUCUUUGAUUCUCUCGAUGGCUUGGACGAACUGCACCUCUCGGGCAAUGCGGUUGGUGAGCUUGAUAGGGACGUGUUUAGCAAGCUGUUGGGUUUGGAGGUACUUGACUUGUCCGAUAUGUCGCUUCGCAUGCUCCCGAUGGGCAUCUUCGAUAACCUGUACGACCUGGAGCGGCUGGAUUUGGGUGAAAACCAGCUAGCGAAUGGUUUAACAAAUGGCGUGUUUAGGAAUCUCUACUCACUGAAAGUGCUCUCGCUGGACAACAAUCACCUGCAGACGCUGGAUGCCGUGCUGUUUGAUGAUUUGAAGAAUCUACGCGAGAUCGAUCUCAGUGGCAACGAGCUGAGCAGUCUUGAUCCGCAAAUUUUCCACGACUCACUCGACCUCGAGCUGCUCGAUCUGUCGUCGAACAAGUUCACCUCCUUUGACCUACAGCAGACGACCUUCUCGAAAACGCUGGUCGAGCUCGAUCUCGACGCCAACCAGCUGGUGUCGAUCCGAAUCACCGAAGAUCUCGAAGAACUGUACGUCGAGAACAAUCAGCUGACGACGAUCGAAGUCGAUAACUCUCCGUCGCACAGUCUGCGCAGCCUUUCGAUAGCGAACAAUAAAUUCGUCGAACUCGACUCGCUGUAUCGGUUCAACAAUCUGGAGGAGCUGGACGCCUCGUACAACGAGGAGCUUCGGGUGCUUGAGCUCGGUCGCAUUGCCCACACCAUGUCCGUGCUGGAGGUGCUGAACGUGUCGCACUGCAGCGUGGAGGAGCUCGAGCUGAGCGAGCUCGAAAUGCACGCGUUCCUGGAACUGCUCGACAUUUCGCACAACAAACUGGGCAGCCUCGAAAUGGACGCGUACCGACACUUCCCGGCGGUGGAGAGCUUCAUCUUCGGAGGCAACGCGUUCCAGCAGUUUUCGAUCGAAGACGUGCUGGGUAGCUUUAAGGAUUUGGAGAUGAUCGGGCUUGAUGGAACGGCGUGGGAGCCAGAUUUCCUAGAUGAGCUUGAACGCUACAUUGCCGACAGGGAUGUGCGUUUCUGGCAUUACGGCAUCGACGAUGACAAGCCGUGCACGAUUGGGAGGGCAGAUAAUUUGUUCUGUAAGUGA